Messenger RNA from Papaver somniferum (opium poppy), 915 nucleotides. RefSeq lists its product as uncharacterized. Bases 1 to 915 code for a protein of 304 amino acids. NCBI's taxonomy places the organism in Eukaryota, Viridiplantae, Streptophyta, Magnoliopsida, Ranunculales, Papaveraceae. The transcript is spliced from 3 exons. The record is from RefSeq and is a predicted model, not a curated record.
AUGGUUGACAGUAAGUCAAUAUUUUCCCAGGUCAGUGAAUUUUUACUCAUUGUUAAUCAUCUUAAGGAUGCUGGAUUUGAACUUCUGCCUGCCUUUAUUGUCGGAGUCAUUAUUGUUCGUCUUCCUCCAUCUUGGAAUAGUUAUAAGAAGAAACUUAUGCAUGCCGAAACUGACUAUGAUUUAGAAGGUCUACAGCGUCAUCUUCGUAUUGAAGAAGACUCUCGUAAACGAGAAAUUAAGGAUAGUCAGCAAACUGAAAACCAUUCUAAGAAACAACAAGGACAGAAAAAUGAGGUAAAUAUGGUCGAAGACAAACUUGUUAUUGUAGUGCAAGCCGCCAAUGCCGUUUCUAAUAAUGAGAGUGGAUGGUGGUACGACAAUGGUUCAACUGUCCACAUCUGUAAAGAUAGACAUCUUUACAAGACAUAUGAACCAGUUAUUGGUGAAGGAAAUGAAGUUGUCUCAGCAAACAACUUACACAUCAAAGUGAUUUGCAAAGGCACUGUUGAACUCUCGUUUACUUCGGGAAAGACUGUUACUCUUACUAAUGUGUUACAUGUCCCUGACAUUGUGAAAAACCUUGUUUCUGGAGACCUUGUUAUGAAGGCCGGAUUCAAGACGACUUAUGAGUCUAGUAAUUUUGUCUUGUCCAAAAAUGGUAAGUUUGAUCAGAUUAUGCUUCAUUUAAAGGCCAGUAUGUCCUCAUUGGAGGCAUUCAAUGAGCAACUAAGUGCGGAGAACAAUAUGCCUCCUGUUCGUUUUUAUGAUCAUUCACCUAUUCAAAAAGGGGAGACUUGGUCUGGAAAUAAUGUGGUGAGUGAAGGUGUUGGUUUUGAAGAAUGUAUUGACGAAGUGAUCCAAGCAAUGACGCAACAUCAACAAGGGUUGCACCAACACAUUCAAAAGAUGGAAUAA